GGAGAAGCAAAAACCAUCUGCUGAGGGCAAAAACAAGACACCAACUAAAAAGGAUAAGUCGAAAGACGACGAAGAUGAAGUCAAACAUAAGACCAGACCUCUGAGAGACGACGAAUGUCUCUUCGAUCCUCAGGUGAAGCUGAAUCUUAUCACAACCGAGACCCAUCCGAUUGCCUACAAACGUUACAGACCCAUACGGUUGAUCGAUCCUAUAGAGAAUCCAAAGCCUAUCCCUCCAACAGGCGUCGAUCAAAACGAAAUCGACAGUCAAGACUUUCUAACGCCAUUUCGUCCAAUUUUACAUGCCGUUUCCUAUGCCCAUUGGCAUGCAAAGAUGAUUGAUGAACUUAUCAGAAACAAAGACUUUGUCGAAUAA
Haemonchus placei is the source of this 376-nucleotide messenger RNA. NCBI's taxonomy places the organism in Eukaryota, Metazoa, Nematoda, Chromadorea, Rhabditida, Trichostrongylidae. The record is from the annotation of a GenBank genome assembly.